Messenger RNA from Podarcis lilfordi (Lilford's wall lizard), 1443 nucleotides. The record is from the annotation of a GenBank genome assembly. Lineage: Eukaryota; Metazoa; Chordata; Lepidosauria; Squamata; Lacertidae.
AUGGAGGAAGGGGGGGUGGGGAGAAAGGAAGGAAAAUUCCCCUCGCCGCGUUUUGCCAGGCCUAGGCCGGCAUCUCCCUCUCCCAGCAACUUUAAAAUCCGUAAGAUCCCUUUCCCGCCCCACAGGGGGAUUCCCUCUCCCCUACAGGGUGUAGCCACGCACCCAACCCUACUAUGCCUUGCCCCCGCUACAGAGACGCCACCCAGCUGCUCCCCACUUCCUCUCCCCGCCACGCAAUCCUACAACCGGUGACCAAAUGCGCCCGCGCGUGCCAUGAUGCCCACGCCGCGGUUUCCAAUCCGCGCAACGUGGCCCAGGCAGCUCUGAAUCCCCCUAAACAACAACUCCUCUGCCCGUCCCCGCAAUUAGGUAGGGUCGGCCUCUUCCCACCUGCCCAAAGCGAUCGUUCCCUCGGAUCAAACCAUUGCGCCUACCGACCAACCUCUCCUGCGUAUAAUCCGCUUUGGCAAGAGGGUGAAAUUACCGGGUGAGCAAAAGAGGCGCGUCACGGCCGCUCUGCGUCCCGAGACCCUUCCCAAGUUGCCCCAAUAGGACCAGGCCUGGAACUUUUCACUUUUUAUUUGUUUUUAAACCAGGCAAUAUGAGAUCUACAACCCUACGCAGCAGCGUCUACGUCUGGAAGGAAGCCAAUGUGCGAAAGCGAAAGGUAAGGAUUACUAUCCUCCUCACCAACUGGAGCAACUUGAUACUAUGCACUUUGGUGUGUAUUUUUUUGCAAACCGCCCAGUGGUAUAGAAGUUUAAUAAAUAAUGACAACUUCCAGUCGACACGGGUUGUUGUGAGCAUGAAGGUGGCACGAGCCCUGCCCCUCUUUCUUAUCAAGUGAAAGCCCUUCUCCUGCCACCCUGGCUGCAAUAUCUCCCUCCCACUUACCUCUCACUUACCACUCACACGUUUAAAACGGCUGUUUUAAAGCCCGCACUUACUUGCCUCCCUAUUCCAGCCCCCCUAGCAUGGCUUCCCGUCUUCUGAUGAAUUAUCUCUCCCUCGACACGCAAGCGGAGCAAAGACCUCCCAGCCGCCGCGCUGAACACCGAGUGCCUCGCACCGGGUUCCCACGACCACUUGUCACGAGUCUCUCUGAACCCGCAACCAAGGGCGUGAGGUUGUUGGGGGGGCCGCUCCAUUUUUAUUUUAGCUUCGCCUUGUUCUGCCUUCCUCAGGGGAUACUCAUAAUAAACAACAACAGGCCUCUUAGCCCCUCGCCCACCCGGCCCCUUACCUUUCUGGUCAGCGCAUCGCCUCUCCUUCAGGGGCGCCGGGGAGGCGCAGCGAGGUGGCUCCCGGCUCGCUCCCUCUGCGCCAGCCGUGCCACGCCGGCCAUCCCACAGCUACCAGGCUCCUUUCAGCCCCGCCGUCUCCGGACUCCGCCGGCCAACCCACCGUCGCCUCACACUCUCCUCCUCCUUUCCCUCAGCUUAG